Molecule: messenger RNA, 1353 nt
Organism: Fragaria vesca subsp. vesca
Lineage: Eukaryota; Viridiplantae; Streptophyta; Magnoliopsida; Rosales; Rosaceae
Product: probable U3 small nucleolar RNA-associated protein 11-like
Exons: 10
Coding region: 174-863 (229 amino acids)
Biological process (GO): rRNA processing
Cellular component (GO): nucleolus; small-subunit processome
Source: RefSeq, a predicted model, not a curated record
AGAUUAGGGUUUAAGGGUUUCAAAUUCAAAACCAGUUGUAUAGGGUUUUACUCUCCCCUCAGUUUCGUUUCUUCUUCCCCGCCGAUCCGUCUUAGGUUUUGCUCGCUCUGUAAAUUCACCAUCGAAUUCCAUUGAGCUGUUCAUUUGUGGUGAUAUUGAUCAUAUUGUUCAACAUGUCGUCUCUAAGGAAUGCUGUUAGCCGACGCGCCCACAAGGAGCGAUCUCAACCGGAAUCGAGGAAAAAAUUUGGGUUUCUUGAAAAGCACAAGGACUAUGUUGAGCGUGCUAAGGCGUACCACAACAAGGAGGAGACUUUACGGAGGCUGAAGGAAAAAGCAAGAUUUCGAAACCCAGAUGAGUUCGACUUCAAGAUGAUCAACAGUCGAACUGUUGAUGGAGUCCAUAAAACAGAGGGUCAGGCAAACAAGUACACUCCUGAAGAGCUUUUGCUUAUGAAGUCCCAAGAUAUUGGAUAUGUCCUGCAGAAAGUGCAGAGUGAGAAAAAGAAAAUUGAAAAGAUGACUGCAACUCUGCAUUCACUUGAUAAUCGGCCUUCAAACAGACACGUUUACUUUGCUGAAGAUAGGGAAGAGGCUAAAGAGCUUCAGUCACGUGGUUCAAGAGGGGAAAUGUUGCCCGGUUCUCAGAGUGUUCCUGUUCAUAUUCGAAGGAAAACAGCAGCUUCUUAUGGGGAGCUUAAAGCAAGGAGAGAAAGAGUCCAAGAUCUGGAGAAAGUAUAUAUGCAGAUGGCAAUGCAGAAGGAGUUAAAGAAAAAGGGGAAGAAACGCAAACUCCGUGAAGAUGAGAUGGUGAAUCCAACAUCCGAACCUGUAUUCAAGUGGCGGGCAGAGCGGAAGCGUUGAAAAGGAAAUGAUGUGUGGCAGAAAAGAACACUUUCAAUGUAUGGAGCUAAUGCAUUGAUAUAAUGUAACUGCCCAAGUUAAACGUAAUUCCAAUAUUCUACUCGCCUACUCCCAACAGGGAGGGUCUGUUGUGCAGCGCUGUAUGGUAUACAUACACAUACAGAAGUUUGUGCCCAUGCUUUGCAGGGGUGGGUGGGUGUUCUGUUUUGAAUUUUUUUGCCUUCAGAGCAGGCUGCAUAGCAUGCAGCGCUGUAGGGGAGAAGUUUCCUUAAACUUAGAUGCCACUACCUUUCAUGACGCAUAGUCAUACGAUACUUUGAAAUUUUUGUUGGCUGAUAUUAAGCGAUUAUAUUAUUUUGUUUUCCUAUGUGAACUUGGAGUGAGACUCAUUUCCUUCUGUUUUUUUGGAUUAAUUAUAUAACACCAUUCGAACUAUGAUGUUAUUUUUAUUUUCAUACAUAACUAUAAAAAAUUUGCAUUUUCAUACCCG